Molecule: messenger RNA, 264 nt
Organism: Rodentolepis nana
Lineage: Eukaryota; Metazoa; Platyhelminthes; Cestoda; Cyclophyllidea; Hymenolepididae
Source: the annotation of a GenBank genome assembly
AUGAGUACUCUUGCGGCUUUGCGAAGGAGAUUGCUCUCAGAGAAGAUGAACAAGGAGCGUCCACCACGCGCGUUGCCCCCGUCGCUGCCUUUCUUUCUCAAUCUCCGCGACAGCGGCAUUGAAGAACGUGAAUUUUCUCACAUCGCACUCGGCAUUACCCUCGCUAUGGUUGCCGCUUUGAUGGAAUCUCUGAAUUGUGUGGAAUGUCCCCCUCACUGCCCGAUAAUUCUCACCGCUAAGAUCCAUCAAGUAGAAGAUUGGUAA